AAUUUGAUUUGAAAAGUUGAUGUCCAACGCAAUUUCGUUCGUUAUUGACGGCCUUGCUUACGUCACGUCCCAUUUCUUUGUUUUCUUUAUAUAUCCAACGCCCCUGUGCUGCCUUUUUUUUGUGUUCAAUGAUCUACCCUGUUUUUCUCCAUCAGAGUCUAAACACAAAAAGUAAAUAUUAUCGAGGAGGAGGAGGAGGAUAUGGGAAGUUGCUUGUCGUCGUCGGUGAAAUCUCCUGCGGCACCAACAGCAAAAGUGAUCUCCGUCAACGGCAAUCUGCUGGAAUAUCCAGCGCCCAUUUUGGUUUCGCAAGUACUAAGUCACGCCCAAGCCUCAUCCUCAUCUUCUGACGACUUUCUCUGCAAUUCCGACGGCUUGUAUUACGACCAGCCCAUUCCCGCACUGGAUUCCGAGGACCAACUCCACGCCAACUACAUCUAUUUUGUUCUGCCAGCCUCUAAAUUGGAAAGCCCUCUCUCCGCCUCCGAUAUGGCGGCUCUUGCCGUUAAAGCCAGCCUCGCUCUCCAGAAGGUCGACGGUCACCGCCGAAAGAAGGCGCGUAUUUCUCCGCUUUUAUUCGUCAAUCAAAAUCAGCAAUCUCUUCAUAGAGACGACUUCCGCGUGGACAACCAACAUCCUCAGCCUCAGCCUCAGGAUUAUGUGUAUGAUUCCGAUAUCACCAUAGGUCGACCCACCAAGAAGAAGCCUCCUCCUUCUCCUUCUUCUUCUUCUUCCUCCUUUGGAAUUUCCAGAUCGGCGUCCGUUAAGAGAUUUCAGAGAUUCACUUCCAGAAGGGCCAAGUUGGCCGUUCGUUCUUUCAGGCUCAGAUUGUCAACCAUCUACGAAGGCACCGUUCUCUAGAUCCAUUAUUAUUUUUUUUAAUUUUUUAAAUUUUUUUUUAAAAAAUUUGUAUUAAUGCUUUCAGUGCGCCUGUUACAUGAAACUUUUUUAACCAUUGUGUAACAUACUACUACAGUAUAUACUCUCUUAUCUCCCUCUAAAAACUUCAUAACACAUCGAUCCUAUCCUUCCAGUGCACUACUGCGAUUUUUUGUUUUCAUUUUUUGCUCUAGUUACUGUAAAAAUUCCUUCUCUUUUAUUUCAUCGUGUAUGUAUAUUUUUCUGUAUUAAUUCAUCACGAGUUAUAUUUAUGUCUCAUUAUUACACACACAUAUGUAUUAUAUAUAUAUAUAUAUAUAUAUAUAUUUCAAUAGGAUCAUUGAUAAUUAA
This is a messenger RNA of Ziziphus jujuba (common jujube), 1230 nucleotides long. RefSeq lists its product as uncharacterized. The transcript has a single exon. The record is from RefSeq and is a predicted model, not a curated record. Bases 202 to 861 code for a protein of 219 amino acids. Lineage: Eukaryota; Viridiplantae; Streptophyta; Magnoliopsida; Rosales; Rhamnaceae.